AUGAAGAGGGUAGCAAGAUCUCUCACGGUGGAUGGCCCGGCCACAAAGAAGGUAAAGACGGAGCCUUCUGAAGUCACUCCAGUCCCUGCUGCAUUGGAAGCUUCCUCCCUCCGGGGCCACCAUUCUUUCAAGUAAGUUGAGAAGACUCGAUAUACUCCACGUACCAAAUCCCCUUGAUGCUCCGAUGUACUAUUGCGGCCUUUCUUACAUCUCAGCCCGAGACCACUGGCUAACGUAACAAUCAGGGCUCCGGGAGACAUGAUUACCUUGAUCAUAGGCGAUGGCGAUGCACAACGCUCGUUCUUCGUUCAUAGAGAUAUCCUUUGUCGUCAAAGCCGCUUCUUCCAACACGCUUCCAGCAAAGACCAAUGCAUCAAACUCCCAAAAGACGAUCCAGAAGUUAUCCAAGCUAUGGUAUACUGGAUGUAUGAGGAAAAGGUCUGCAUACCUCAAAUAUCCAUCGACCAUGGCCUUGACUUGCGUGAAAUCAACAAUGACAACGUCAUGGGCACAGCCUGGGGUCUCUUUGUGAAGUUGUUUUUGCUUGCGGAAAAAUUUCAGAUUGCGGCGCUUGAGUAUGCUGCAAUGAAAGCUUUCGUCCAUCGGUGGAACGAGGGUUCCUCUGAACCAAACCAUGCUCAGCGAUUGGUAACAUUGCGUGUUGCAAUGCAUGUAGUCUCCUACGUAUACAAUCACACACGCAGCUCAGAGUCACCUCUUCGACAUAUGCUGUUGCGUCUGAUCGUUGCUGACUUAAGUGCCUCCGUCGAUUACUUGUCCCUCCUCAGAGCUCAAGUCAGACCAUCUUCUUUUGCAGACAUCACUUACGAGUUAGCCAAACUUCAUAGUGACAUAGGUAGCGAAGUGGAUAUCGAAGACGGAUGGGUGACGUUCCUCGGGGGAAUGGUCGCACCCUCUGACCCUGGGUUCCUUACAAGAUUACACCCAUACUACGAAGAUGUUGAGGAUCCGAUAGCCAAACCCUAUUGUGUCUACAACGUUUCCCAAAACUAGAAAGACUGACUCAAAUCAUCCGCACUUCUCCUGAAAUACAGCAGACGUGAGUCAUGUUCCGCUGUAUUUUGCAAUUACUGACGGAUUUGAUCAGAUUAGAUAGCCUCUCCACCACGCUUCACACAAACUUUCAGUUUGAGUUAGAUGAGCUAUUGAUAUCUAGCAGCUGAAUCGUCUAGCAGGUCUGUAUUUCUGUGUCAGCAUGCCACCAUUCGGGGCCAAAGGAAUCAACUAAUGGGCUGAGUGAAAGCUCGAUCACCCAGACCGGAGAUGUCAUAGCUUUCUUUGG
Molecule: messenger RNA, 1303 nt
Organism: Hymenoscyphus albidus
Lineage: Eukaryota; Fungi; Ascomycota; Leotiomycetes; Helotiales; Helotiaceae
Source: the annotation of a GenBank genome assembly